AUGGCUGGGGAAAAUGACUCAUCAGUAACUGAGUUCAUCCUCAUAGGAUUUACAGACCAAGCUCAACUCCAGUUACCCCUCUUCUUCCUCUUCUUAUUAAACUAUAUGGUCACUGUGGUAGGAAAUUUGAGCUUAAUUAAUCUGAUAUGCCUGGACUGUCACCUUCACACUCCCAUGUAUUUUUUCAUCUUCAACCUUUCCUUCAUAGAUCUCUGCCAUUCCUUUGUCAUUACUCCUAAACUGCUAAUGAGUUUUGUGUCAGAGAAGAACAUCAUCUCCUUUGCAAGAUGUAUGACUCAGCUGUUUUUUUUCUGUUUCUUUGUCCAUUCUGAGUGCUAUGUGUUGACAGCCAUGGCCUAUGAUCGCUAUGUGGCAAUCUGUAAGCCCCUUUGGUACACAAUCACCAUGUCCCCUCAGGUCUGUUCUCUGCUGAUGUUUGGUUCAUAUGUGAUGGGAUUUGCUGGUGCCAUGGUCCACACAGGUAACAUGGUCAAAUUGUCCUUUUGUGAUUCCAACCUCAUCAACCAUUACAUGUGUGACAUCGUCCCCCUCCUCCAGCUGUCCUGCAGCAGUGCCUAUGCCAAUGAGCUAGUAGAUUCCAUUAUUGUGAGUACAGUUGUACUAAUAUCUAGCUUAAUUAUUUUUUUUUCUUAUGCUUUGAUCCUCUCCAAUAUCCUCCACAUCUCAUCAGCUCAAGGUUGGUCCAAAGCCUUCAGUACUUGUGACUCUCACAUAAUAACAGUUGCCUUCUUCUACGGUUCUGGGUUGUUCACACAUCUCAAGACCUCUUCUGAUGGUUCUAUGUGCCAGGGGAAGUUUUUCUCAAUAUUUUAUACCAAUAUAGUACCCAUGUUGAACCCCCUCAUCUAUAGUCUAAGGAACAAGGAUGUCAAGCUUGCUCUGAAGAAAGCCCUGAAGAGAGUUGCAAACUAA
This is a messenger RNA of Sus scrofa (pig), 933 nucleotides long. NCBI's taxonomy places the organism in Eukaryota, Metazoa, Chordata, Mammalia, Artiodactyla, Suidae. The record is from RefSeq and is a predicted model, not a curated record.